CUUGCCUCCCUUCCAUUAACGUGUUACUUACUCAGUCACCACCAACCGCGGCGGCAGCAGCAGCGUCUCAAACAAAUAAACCAAACCCACUCUUCUUUCCAUCAACAACAAACAAAGCCAAAACAAAUUAAUCACACCUCUCUCUCUCUCUCUCUCUCUCUCUGAAAGAACCCAACAACAGAUUCCAGUUCCAGUAUUCAUUCAAUCCCUCAUCCCACCUGAAAAACCUAGCAACAAAACCACCUCCAUUUCUCGCCGGCAACAAAACCCACCAUGUGUGGCGGUGCUAUCAUCUCCGACUUCAUACCUCCCACCGUUGGCGGUGGCCGCUCCUUCUCCAGGAAGCUCACUGCCGACUUCCUCUGGCCCGAUCUAAAGUCCAAGUCAGUCAACAGCCGCAAGCCCUACUCCAAGCCCGUCGUCAUAGAUCUCGACGAAGAUUUCGAGGCCGAUUUCCAGGGAUUCAAGGACGAUUCCGAUGUCGAUGAGGUCGACUGUGAUGUUGAUGUAUUGGCCGACGUCAAGCCCUUUGCUUUCUCUGCCGCACCUCCUCCCCCACCUCGUAAUUCCGCCAAUUCGCGCGGUUCUACAGCUGUGAAAUCUGCGGAAUUCAGUGGACAGGCUGAGAGAUCUGCAAAGAGAAAGAGGAAAAACCAGUACAGGGGGAUCAGACAGCGUCCUUGGGGGAAAUGGGCUGCAGAGAUUCGUGAUCCCAGGAAAGGAGUUCGUGUCUGGCUGGGAACAUUCAACACUGCUGAAGAAGCUGCCAGAGCUUAUGAUGCUGAGGCUCGUAGAAUCCGCGGCAAGAAAGCUAAGGUGAACUUCCCCGAUGAAGCUGCUCCGCGUGCUGCUACACCUAAGCUCUCCACAAAGACCAAAGCUCAGAAACCAGUUCCCAAGGCAACCCCGAAAUCAGAUGCCAUUUACUCAGAAUAUGCUGAGCAAGAGUUCUUCAACUCUAUGAGCUAUGUGGAAGAGAAACCAUCUCUGAACCAGCUCGGGAUGAUGAACACCUUGCCCUCAAAUGAAGAUGCUGGAGUCAACUCUACUGUUGAUGCUAGUGCUCCUAUGUACUUCAGUUCCGAUCAAGGGAGCAAUUCUUUCGAUCUUUCUGAUUUUGGAUGGACAGAACAGGACGGUCCAAGGACACCCGAGAUCUCGUCUGUGUUUCUAGCUGGGCCUGAAUUCAAUGAAUCUGCAUUCGGGGAGGAGGAUGCUAAUCCCAGCAAGAAACAGAAGUGCAACAACUCUGGUGGUGCUGAUAUCCCUCCCCAAGAGGAGAACAAUGGGAAGUCAUCUGAGGGAGAGGAGCUGUUUGGGUUUGAUAAGUAUCUUCAGAUGCCGUAUAUGGAAGGAGGCUGGGAGGCGUCCCUUGAAAAUCUACUUAAUGGAGACACCAUUACAACAACAACAAUGCAGGAUGAUGGGAGCACAAUGGGCCUGUGGAGCUUUGAUGACCUCGCCAACAUGGUUGGAGGAGCUUAUUGAGAAGGGACAUUCUGCUCCGCUGUUGUAAAUAAAGACUACCAUGUUUGGAGUUUGAAUGGGAGGUGAAAGAAAGAAAGAAGUCACCAAGUCAGGUUGGACAUGCAUAAGGCAAAUGUAAGAGCAGGAGUCUGUUUUGUUUCGUAUCGAGGAGCUUUUUGUGUUAGAGUACUGUAGUAAAUAGAUAACUACUGAUGUUGUUUUGCUAAGCUGUAUUCUAGAAAGAAAGACAUAAUAUCUUGGAGACAUUUUUAUGGACGUUGGAUAUGAUCCGAGUGUAAUUUGACUGCUAUGUGCAUGUGGUGCUGGAAAGGUAGAGAAGAAGCAUUGUAAAAGCUUCUGAACCUUUUCUCCCCUCCCCCAUAAUGUCUGACUAGUUCUUUCUGUUGUACCAGAACGUGGUAAAUGAAAUGCUGCUUUCAUUAUCCCGAGUGAGAAAUGUCUUUGCUACAACUGUAACGAGAUGAGAAAGG
Molecule: messenger RNA, 1958 nt
Organism: Linum tenue
Lineage: Eukaryota; Viridiplantae; Streptophyta; Magnoliopsida; Malpighiales; Linaceae
Source: the annotation of a GenBank genome assembly